UCUCAAAAUCACUGAAAGCUGAAGAUGGAUAUUAAGCGUGUGAAGGACUAUAUUUAUUGGCUCUACUACCAGUACCUACUGAUCACCUGCAGCUACGUGCUGGAGCCCUGGGAGCGGUCCAUGUUCCAUACCAUCACCGUGACUGUUUUCGCUAUGGUGGUGUACACGGCUUACGUCUUCGUCCCCAUCCAUGUCCGCCUGGCUUUUGAGUUCUUCUCCCAGAUCUUCGGAAGCCAGCCCGAAAGCACAGUUUCCAUUGUGAACUGA
Messenger RNA from Haliaeetus leucocephalus (bald eagle), 267 nucleotides. RefSeq names its product serine palmitoyltransferase small subunit B-like. Gene Ontology annotation, biological process: ceramide biosynthetic process; endoplasmic reticulum organization. Gene Ontology annotation, molecular function: serine C-palmitoyltransferase activity. Gene Ontology annotation, cellular component: serine palmitoyltransferase complex. The transcript has a single exon. The coding region runs from base 25 to 267 and encodes 80 amino acids. NCBI's taxonomy places the organism in Eukaryota, Metazoa, Chordata, Aves, Accipitriformes, Accipitridae. The record is from RefSeq and is a predicted model, not a curated record.